Messenger RNA from Betta splendens (Siamese fighting fish), 2118 nucleotides. Its product is annotated as zinc finger and SCAN domain-containing protein 2-like. The coding region runs from base 89 to 1261 and encodes 390 amino acids. The record is from RefSeq and is a predicted model, not a curated record. NCBI's taxonomy places the organism in Eukaryota, Metazoa, Chordata, Actinopteri, Anabantiformes, Osphronemidae. Gene Ontology annotation, cellular component: nucleus. The transcript is spliced from 2 exons.
CUUUCAGUGUGACAUCCGGUGGAAGUAAACAAAGGACGCUGUGGAGGAGUGGAGCUGGUUUGAAGCUACAGCCGAAGAAGAAGCAGCGAUGUCUUCGGUUCAGCGUCUGAGAGCGUUUGUCACCGAGCGACUGACUGCUGCUGCAGCAGAAAUCCUCGGAGCCUUUGAGAAAACCAUGGAGGAGUAUGAAGCAGAGAUCGGUCGGCAGCGCAGGCUGCUGGACGUGGUCUGGAGACCUGAGGUCAGGCUGCACAGGCUGCGAGAACCCACGCAUCAACCCGUGUGUCAGGAGGAGGAGCUCUGGAGCCGAGAGAAGGACCCCAGUCUGGACCACGAGGAACCAGAAGCUCCACGGGUCAAAGAGGAGCAGGAGGAGCUCUGCAGCGGUCCGGAGCCGCUGGUUCUGAAGGAAGAGACGGGCCCCUUGAUUCCUGCUUAUGCGGCAGGUGAUCCCAGAGACGCAGAAGCACACGCUGAGCACCACAGCUUUCCUGUAGCUGAAAGCCGAGAUCCAGAGGGAGGCCAGCGUGUUGGGGCGUCAGGUGGGAACACAGAAAAACGCCCAAAGAAGAGACGGUGUAAAAACACCCGCAUCAUCAACCACAUGGACGUCUCCCCUACGGCACCGUGUGAGACUCAGACGGAUGAGAAAGCCUUCGAUUGUGUUUUUUGUGGAAAGACAUUUAAGCACAAGUCCAACAUGAACGUUCACCUGAGGAUCCACACAGGGGAGGAACCCUAUGUUUGCAAAACAUGUGGGAAACGGUUCCGGCAGAUCUCUGCACUGAAGGUCCACCUUAACGUCCACACGGGGACGGUUCCGUUUUCCUGUGGGACGUGUGGGAAGGGCUUCACUCGCAGUAGCAACCUGCUGGUCCACCUGAGAACGCACACGGGUGAGAAGCCGUAUUCGUGCGAAACGUGUGGGAAAGGUUUCACGCAUAAAAGUAACUUGUUGGUUCACCUAAGAUCCCACACGGGCGAGAGGCCGUACCGCUGUAAAAUCUGUGGCAUGUGUUUCAUAUACAGCAAUGAGCUGACGGUUCACAUGAGAGGACACACCGGUGAGAAACCAUACACCUGUAACACCUGCGGAGAGAAGUUCAGUGGAGCCAAGUUCCUGAGAAACCACAUGAAGGUCCACACAACGCAGACGUCGCGUGGUGCAGAACCGGGUCAGCAGCUGGUCCACACACCGUCUGUCCCAUCGCAGCAGCCGGCGCUCGUGCCUCCCCCACAGGAUCUCACUUCACCUGACUGAGCGUUCCUCGCUCACCACAGAAGGUGCUUAUGACGGACCUGUUGGUGACUGGAAGUGGACGAUACUGAAGCUGUGAAUUUAUACACGGUGUCCAGAAUCAGCGUCUGGCUCCAGACGUGGAUCUUUGUUAACUGUAGGUCUUUCUGACAGAGAAUCAUGAGUUCCAUCCAUCAAUGAGAACCAUCAAUUGAAGGAUUCAGUGUCUAAUCAAUAAAACACUUUAAUAGUUAUUUACUGUUUUAAUUAUAUUAAGGGUCAAUUAUGCAUCUGCAAAUUAUAAUGAAUUUACAAACAAAACUGUAAAGAGAUUUUAAAUAACUUAUGGCUGAAUGAAGUCAUAAUAAUGAAGUCACUAUUACUGUAUUUACAUGCAGACUGAAUAAUUAUUAUUGGAGGCAGCAUGUAAGAGAAGCUGUAGCCCAUAAUCAGCUGCCAUCCUGCAGCAGCAGGCGAAAAACAGCUGAAGCGAGAAACAUUAGAGUCGCUGUGAGGAACCGUGUUCCGUGUUCUGAGCUCGUGUUUCUCCUUUGGAACCUAAAGUUCCAUAUAAGUUGCUGAAUGUUGAACCUGUGAACGUUUCCAAACAUUUGUUUGUUUUGGUUCUCAGACCUCCUGUGAUUAGUUAAAUGCCCUUUACAGUUAUAGUUACUUUUUUAAAUAAAAAAAUGGUCUUUUUGGCUUCUGCACUAAAUGUGUCUGGAGAAGAAAGAUGAGUUCAGAAAUGGUUGUAUUUAGUCAGAUUGAAGCAGGUUUCUACCAGGUUAAGGUGAGUUCACUUCACCCAAUAAGAAGAAAAUGGACAAUUCUCCAUUGGUGUAAAAAACAAGAUACUGACAAUAAAGUCUAGUUUGUGUGUA